Molecule: messenger RNA, 2717 nt
Organism: Chanos chanos (milkfish)
Lineage: Eukaryota; Metazoa; Chordata; Actinopteri; Gonorynchiformes; Chanidae
Gene: exd3
Product: exonuclease 3'-5' domain containing 3
Exons: 20
Coding region: 76-2670 (864 amino acids)
Biological process (GO): nucleobase-containing compound metabolic process
Molecular function (GO): nucleic acid binding; 3'-5' exonuclease activity
Source: RefSeq, a predicted model, not a curated record
CAGCUCCGAUGUGCAUGUUCUAAGUGUGAGGUUGGAUCUUUCGGAGUUGAAAGGGUGUCACCCGCGGAGGGGAAGAUGAGCCGAGCUGCUCAGUCAGAAGGUGUUGACCUGACGGCCUUACAAGAUCACCUCAUUGCCCUUUGGAACAAGAGAGAGCUGGAGACGGUGAGGCGGACGAUAUCCGAAUGGAUCUCUCAGCUGGACGAACCUUUGGCCGGGUUACUGGGCCUGCUGGAAGGCUGCCCUGGUAUUCAGAAGGGCAAGUCCUCCACUUUAGGCCAGUUCGUUCUGGCUGAGUUUGUGCGUUGGAGCCAGAACCAUCCUGAGGCCAGGCUGAAGGGGCUGCAGACAGAGCAGGCUUUGAGCCUCCAGCAGAGAGCUCUGGGGCUCAUCUCAGACGCCCAGCCCAGCUACAUGGAGCCUCUGAUUGACAUGUUCCAGCUGGGCUCCAUGGAGCGAGGCCUGCUGCUGAAACAUGUGCACUACCUGCAGGACUGCUGCUUCUAUAAAGAGGCGGCACUGCUCGGUAUGAAACUGCAGCUCCAGGCGGAUUUGGACAUGGAGAAGAUAUGUGUGCCACUCAUUCUCCUAGACAAGCUGCCGCUGGCUGAGUCUUAUGUAAGGGGAAACACAGAGCUACAGGAGAAGCUGGUCACUCUUUUGGACUCCUGGUGCAGUCCAAACUUCAGUCUGGGGGCACUCUGCAGGCGCUAUCCUCGAGUGUCACUCUCUAAGCACCAGGCAGAGCAGAUUCACCCCAAACUUCUCAGCAAGCAUGUUUUUCGCCUUAUGGAAAAAUUCAGUAUUGAUCCAGGCUUGUGCUCAAACUCUGUCUACAAGCGGAAACUGGACUCACUGAGGUUUCUCGUGUAUAAGAGGUUUGGAGAGGGAAGCAUGUCAGAAGAGAACUGGAGAGACCAUGUUCAGGCUACAGUGGCCGGCAACGCAGAGCUGCAGAUUCAGUUAGUGGAGCUGUUGACUAAACGCUGUGGGCUCCGGACAGCUGCCCAGUGGGCACAGCACUACAAUGUCCCCAGAGACAGGCUUCCGUACGGGGUGUGGGACACUCUUCGGAGCCUAUCACCUGCCCGGUUAGAGAUACCUGAGCUCUCCUCAUUAAUGGAGAGCUGGGUUCCUCCUCAGUCUCAUCAGGAGAAGUACUACCAGCUUCCUCUGCCCAAGGAGAACAUCCACUUCCUGGACACACUUGAUAAGCUGGAGCUAUGUAGAAAAACAGUUAUGCAGCCUGGCAGUGUAAUAGGGAUGGAUAUGGAAUGGCGGGCGAGUUUUGGCUGCGUCUCACCUCAGCGCGUGGCCCUCAUUCAGCUGGCCGCUAAGGGUCGGGUCUUCUUAUUGGAUCUGUGUGCUCAUGACUUCAGCCAACACCGGCACACUGUCGACUUCAUAAGAGCGCUGCUCUCAGACAAAAACAUUCUUAAACUAGGUUAUGGGAUGUCAGGGGAUGUGAAGAGCUUGAUUGGCACAUGGCCUGAGUUUCAGGAGGAGCAGUUGAAAAUAGAGGAAGUGCUGGAUCUGUUACAUGUACAUCAACAGAUCCAGCGGAGUCUGCGGGGCUCUCGGGCAGUGGAGGAGAACGAGGGCCCUGCGGAGAAAGGGUUGAGCCUGCUGGUGCAGCAGGUUCUCGGGAAACCACUGGAUAAGAUGGAGCAGCUCUCAAACUGGGAACGGCGGCCUCUGAGAACCAGUCAGCUUCGCUAUGCAGCUGCUGAUGCAUACUGCUUGCUGGAUGUCUACUUUGCCCUCUCUCAGGACCCAACACGCUUUGGGCUGCCAGAGGACUUGCGAUCUGUGAAAUCCAGUCAGCCAGCGAAGAACCGGGAGGAGAAGAAACCUAAAGACAAGAUCAAGCAGGGCAAGAGGAGAGGGCUCAGCGCCGCAGAGCGGCAGGAGGACUCUACACAGGUGGUCUCAGAGCGGCAGGGGCCCACCAUCACGCCCAAGGAGUUGCGGGUGGUCUGUGAUAACAUGCUGCAGGGGCUGGGCCGCUACCUCCGCUGCCUCGGCGUGGACGUAGUCAUUCUGGAGAACACCGACGACCACAGAGUCGCGGCGAAUCUGGCUCGCGCCGAAGGCCGUGUCAUCCUCACUGCCGGGCAGCCUUACCAGACUUUGAGGUCUCAGGUAGCGGAGGGUCGUUGUUUGACUCUCGACUGUUCAGAGAAGGCACGAGACCAAGCCAUUCAUGUCCUUAAACAUUUCCACGUCCACAUUACUCCGUCCGACAUCUUCAGCCGAUGCCAGGCUUGCAACAGCGAUCAAUACCUGAAACUACCAAGAGAAGACCUGGUUCGAAUGAUGCAGAAAAAAGGUCUCCUGCGGGAGCCUGCAGACGCUGGAGAAGACUGGGAGGAACUGUAUAAACCGCAGCUCCCAUACAACAGCUGGAGGCCCCCAGAGGGGCCCAAGUUCACUCCUCACUGCCGCUGGGCCCCCCAUACUCACCUGGACCCCCAGACCCUCACAUUCCCUGGAGGUGCUGAAGUCCAGCUACAGACCGUGCCCCCAGGCCUGCUUCCCAGAAUUCCAGUUUUCUUCAUCUGUACUGGUUGUGGCAAGGUAUUCUGGGAAGGAACGCAUUUUGAUCGUGUGCUAUCAAAUUUUCAAGAAAUCCUACAUUUGACUGAAGAUACAACAUCUCCUCAGGCUUGACCUCUUUAAUGACACAAAAGUAUGUCCUUCACGAAAAGAAAAAUGAG